This is a messenger RNA of Puccinia triticina, 2073 nucleotides long. RefSeq lists its product as uncharacterized. NCBI's taxonomy places the organism in Eukaryota, Fungi, Basidiomycota, Pucciniomycetes, Pucciniales, Pucciniaceae. Bases 1 to 2073 code for a protein of 690 amino acids. Gene Ontology annotation, molecular function: ATP binding; proton-transporting ATPase activity, rotational mechanism; ATP hydrolysis activity. The record is from RefSeq and is a predicted model, not a curated record. Gene Ontology annotation, biological process: proton transmembrane transport; ATP metabolic process. Gene Ontology annotation, cellular component: proton-transporting V-type ATPase, V1 domain; fungal-type vacuole membrane. The transcript has 11 exons.
AUGGUGAGUGAGUGGCUGGCUGCGCACCAGGAAUGGAGUGUCCACACUGCGCUGGCUCCCGGUCAAUUCGAAUUUAAUCGACAUCAUCGUCCAUCCCAGACCACCACCUCUAUCUUGCUUCUCCAUCGACCACGGUCCACGCCCCAAGACAAACCAAAAACAACAACCUCAUCCACCCUUCUCGUCGCUUCAGUCAGAUAUUACAAGAUGGCCGGGGGUAUGGAGAGAGCCAAGAAGGAGACGAUCAAGAUCGAAGCAGAAGAGCGCGAAUCAAAGUUCGGAUCCGUCUUCUCAGUCUCUGGCCCUGUCGUUGUUGCCGAACGUAUGGCAGGCGCUGCCAUGUACGAGUUAGUUCGUGUUGGACAUGACGAACUGAUCGGUGAGAUCAUCAGGAUCGAUGGCGAUAGAGCGACGAUCCAAGUCUAUGAGGAAACGAGUGGGAUGACCAUCGGUGAUCCUGUCCUUCGUACUGGGAAGCCCUUGAGUGUCGAGCUCGGUCCUGGUCUCAUGUCGAAUAUCUACGAUGGUAUCCAGCGACCAUUGAAAUCGAUCUCUGAGCUUUCGAAUUCAAUUUACAUUCCUCGUGGCAUCAACACCCAAGCACUCGACCGAUCCCGUCAAUGGGAAUUCACACCUACUAACUAUCAAGUGGGUGAUCAUCUCAGCGGUGGUGAUAUCUAUGGUACCGUCUACGAAAACUCCUUGGUCUCAGCCCACAAAAUCAUGCUCCCUCCUAGAGCAAUGGGUACCAUCACUCAUAUUGCCGAGAAAGGCACCUAUUCGGUUGACGAUGUCAUCUUAGAGACCGAGUUCGAAGGCAAAAAGACCACGCACACAAUGUGUCAACUAUGGCCUGUUCGAGCACCCAGACCUGUUGCCGAAAAGCUUACUGCUGACUAUCCGCUACUGACUGGCCAGCGGGUUCUCGACUCCCUUUUCCCGUGUGUCCAAGGUGGUACAACAGCGAUUCCUGGUGCUUUCGGCUGCGGAAAGACAGUGAUUUCGCAGGCUGUUUCCAAAUUCUCGAACUCCGAUAUCAUCAUCUACGUGGGUUGUGGAGAACGUGGUAAUGAGAUGGCGGAAGUUCUAAUGGAAUUUCCGGAGCUUACGAUGGAUUUUAAUGGAGUCGAAGAACCUAUCAUGAAACGUACCACGCUUGUCGCCAACACCUCCAACAUGCCUGUCGCCGCUCGAGAGGCUUCCAUCUAUACUGGAAUCACGCUUUCGGAGUACUACAGAGAUAUGGGUAUGAAUAUUGCGAUGAUGGCUGACUCUACCUCCCGUUGGGCUGAGGCACUUCGAGAAAUCUCGGGUCGACUGGCUGAGAUGCCCGCCGAUUCGGGUUAUCCUGCCUACCUGGGAACUAAGCUGGCUAGUUUUUACGAACGAGCUGGCAAAACUAAAUGUCUCGGGAAUCCAGAGCGAUUUGGGACGGUAUCGAUCAUUGGAGCUGUGUCACCGCCUGGUGGUGACUUUUCGGACCCCGUAACAUUCCAGACGUUGAAUAUCGUGCAAGUUUUCUGGGGAUUGGACAAGAAACUGGCGCAACGCAAGCAUUUCCCAUCGGUCAAUUGGAAUGUAUCUUAUUCAAAAUACGUGUCAGUUCUCCAGCCCUGGUAUGCGAAAACCGAACCCGAGUUCGUAAACUUCAGAAGCAAGGCGAAGGACGUGCUCCAAAAGGAAGAUGAGCUCGCUGAGAUCGUCCAGUUGGUUGGGAAAAGUGCGCUAGGAGAGGGCGACAAGGUUACAUUGGAUGUUGCCCGGCUUAUCAAAGACGAUUACUUGCAACAAAACGGGAUGAGUAGUUACGACCGGUACUGCCCAUUUUACAAAACCAAUGCGAUGCUCAAAAAUCUGAUGACUUACUACACCUGUGCCCAGAAGGCAGUCGAGUCUAACGUCGGCGGCAAGAAUCUUACUUGGGCCAAAGUUCGAGACGCGACGAGCGAAGAAUGGUAUCGCUUGAGUCAGAUGAAGUUCGAAGAUCCUAAAGAUGGUCAAGAGGCGCUGCUUCAAAGAUUCAAUCAGCUCUGCGACGAUAUUGUCAAAAAAUUCGAAAGCUUGGCCGAUUGA